Molecule: messenger RNA, 1528 nt
Organism: Contarinia nasturtii (swede midge)
Lineage: Eukaryota; Metazoa; Arthropoda; Insecta; Diptera; Cecidomyiidae
Exons: 8
Coding region: 201-1226 (341 amino acids)
Source: RefSeq, a predicted model, not a curated record
AUAAAUGAAUAAAGCUCACCAAACUCACCACUUCUUGGCACUUGAAAAGACAAUGGAGUGUUCUAACAUUAUAAAUAUUUGACAUAUAUUUUUUUUGUUUAAAAAUGUUUGGAAUUUUUCUUAAAAAUUAUAUGAUGAUAAUAGAAAUAUAAAAUAGUAAAUUUGAACAAAAAAUUGAACUAGAAAAUCAACCAUUUCAGAUGAGUGAUAAGAAUAUUCGAAAAAAAUCAUACUACUUUGUGUGCAAUAUCAUGUUCAGAAAAUUACAAACCCCAAUGAGCUGCACAUACAGUGUGAAAGGAAAUUCGUUGAUGGAACCAUGUUCCGGAAGAGGUAUUUGCCUUAAAGGAACAUGUCUUUGUGAAAUUCGUUACAGUGGCGAUGAAUGCAAUGAUUAUAAUAUCCCAUAUCAUGCAAGUGUUUCAUCAGUGUUCUAUUUUGUGGCUGCUUUGUCAAUAAUUCAACUUUUCAUAUGCUGUAAAAGCGAGUAUAAGCGAUUGAAACAGCCAUCAUUGCUUCAGGCCAUUCGAAUUACAACUCAAAAAUUACUUUACUUCGUUGUUUUCAUUGCAGCUUCAUUACGUGGAGCUUAUUUUACCACUCCUGAAGGCUUACAACCAAAGUGGGUCCUAUCAGCCUAUUAUCCAUUGCUUCUGACAUGCAGUUCUUUAGUAACGUGCAGCUGGGCAGAAAUAUUUCAUUUGCGUAACAUACGUGCAAAACAGUUUUUGUCAAAAAGCUUUCUUGGAUUUUUAGCAUUCAACAUUCUUCCAUAUAGUUUAUUUGGCGCUGAAAUCUUAUCAACCCAUGUUUCAAACAAAACCGAUCUAUACGCUUCAGUUUUCAGUGGUUGCUAUGCGUUUUUGUUGUUGAUAGUUUUGAUCUUUUUUCUGAUUUAUGGGGUAGAAGUGUUUUUCAAAAUUCGUGGUGAAUUUUUGUAUGACUGUAAUGUUUACCAAGCAAAUCGUACAUUAAAAUCAUCGAGAAAACAAAAUGCAAAGGACAUAAAUAUGGUGCAAGUUAGCCAUGCACGAUUUGGUUUACUCAGUCAAGCAGGAAUUAUGGUCAUUAUUGUUGUAUUUUUGGCAUCUGAUUCAUUUGGCAACUUUUGGAAGAGUAAGGUGGACAUUACAACGAGAAAUUGGCAUCACUUCAGAUAUGAAACUUUGCACUAUCUAAGUGGCUCAAAAUCCAAUGGUAUCUUUUCUUCGCGACCACAAAAUUGAUAUCAAAAAUAUUGUGUUUCAAAUGUUGGUAUCGUCACUCGUUCUUCACAUCGUGUUUACUUGAAGCUGAGAAAAUAAAAACGCCAAAUCCAAAUGUUAAAAGCUGUUUAUAUAAAAAAAGAAUUAAAAUUGUACAUAUAGGGGAAGAUGGGGUAAACCGACGCACGAUUUAACACAGUUAUUGUAGUCGGACAUCAUGGGCGGUCAUCAUGGACAACCAUGGUUGACCCGAGGGUAGUUCCAGGCACCAUCAUGGUCGGCCAUCGUGGUUUAGCAUAAUAAAAUGUUUUAUGUACUUUUGA